Molecule: messenger RNA, 919 nt
Organism: Fusarium vanettenii 77-13-4
Lineage: Eukaryota; Fungi; Ascomycota; Sordariomycetes; Hypocreales; Nectriaceae
Exons: 2
Coding region: 195-707 (170 amino acids)
Source: RefSeq, a predicted model, not a curated record
AACAAACCGAGCUUCCAUCCAAGCUCCAGUGCCGACGACUAGUUCAGACCGUCUUCAUCUCCAUAGUUAAGGAGCACAUUCAUCCCUUGAUCCGUUACCAGCAGGACCAGUGACUCCUUUCCAAAGCUGUGCAUCUUUUCUACCCGUCGCAUACAACGCCGAGCAUCAAUACCGUCAUCGCAUCGCAUUCAACCAUGUCGACACCAGCAGGACCAUCCGUUUCAAGGAGCGCCAGCCGGCGACUAAUAAAGGAACUGGAUACAUGGAGUACUGAGCGAAAGGAUGAGACGGGCAUCGAGCGCCUGGGUCCCGUCAGCGAGGAUAACCUGAUGGAGUGGGAGGCCGUCAUCAACGGACGGGGUAUUGGACAUGGCUACGACGAGGGUCGCUGGCUUCUCAGCAUCUCGAUCCCUACGACGUACCCCCUCGCGCCUCCCAAGAUGACGUUCGUCACGACCAUCGUGCACCCCAACAUUGCCCUGCAGACCGGCGAGAUCUGCCUCGACCUGCUCAAGGACGCCUGGACGCCCGCCUACAGCGUCCUCGAGUGCGUGCGCGCCGUGCGCAUGCUGCUCGGCUGCCCCGAGACGGACAGUCCUCUCAACGUCGACGUCGCGGCCCUCUUGCGCGGCGGGGAUGAGCUGGGUACGCGAAAGUUGGUCGAGUUUUGGUGCAAAGACUCGGAUGGAAGAUAUGAUGGACCCUAGGGCAUGUAUGAAUAAGGAUGUUUAUUGUUGGAUUGGGAUAUACUCUUCGAUGGGAGUGAGUUUUAAUACGGAGUUUAGGAACAAGGGUUCGUGUGAUGACUUGGAUGUACAAGAUUGGGAUAUUCAGAUAUUUCUUUGGGACUUCUCGCAAUGAAUGGAUAGGAUGGGUUGAGCGACAGCAGGCAUGAUGAACAAUCAGACAGAUACCAGAC